Messenger RNA from Podarcis muralis (Common wall lizard), 720 nucleotides. NCBI's taxonomy places the organism in Eukaryota, Metazoa, Chordata, Lepidosauria, Squamata, Lacertidae. The record is from RefSeq and is a predicted model, not a curated record.
UCUGCUGGAGGGGCAACCCCCCCCCAACCUAUACAUAAAUUCCUGCAACAACACUUAACAAUUGGUCUGGAACGAACCCACCUGGUGAGAUGGCUCCAGUCUGCUCCAUUGACCAGCCUCGCCUACUCUUGACUGCAUGGUGUUUACAGGCCUGCACCUCUGAUUGGAUGGAAGGAGGAAGGACAAACUCCUGAUUACGGCUUUAAGGGUCAGGCUUUGAAGCCCUUUCGUGGAUUCCUCCUGUGUCUUUUUUGAAGCAGCUCUGAGAAAAUUAUGGAGUAUCAGCUGGCUGUCACCGACAAGACAAUCAAGAUUGGCGAUGGGAUCCUGGUGAUGGGGAGAGUGACCCCAGAUGCCAAGAGGUUUGACAUCAACCUGGGCCGGGAUCGCCACAACCUCCUCCUCCACUUCAACCCUCGCUUUGAGACACGCGACAUUGUGUGUAACUCCAAGGCGUGUGGAGUGUGGGGCCAGGAGCUGCGAGAAUCGCUGUUCCCUUUCCAGCAGGGAGAAGAAGCCAAGAUCUCCAUCUCCUUUGACGCCAGGGCGGUGACGGUGACGAUGCCAGGAAACAAGGAGAUCAAGUUCCCCAACCGGCUCGGAAUGGAUUCUGCACAGUUCUUCUCGGUGGCUGGAGACUUCAAGAUCAAAUCCGUCAAGUUUCUGAACUAUUAUGCUCCCUUUGCAGCUCUAAACUAGCUGGGGGAAAGAAUGUGCAAA